UCCAAUAUGCCGCGAAAAAAGAUGACAGGGUUUGACAUUUGUGUUCAGUAGGCUUGAGCGCAAUGGGCGAUCGGAUAGCAGAAGUAAGUGAGACCCAUUAUGAAGGGGAUUAUUCAAACCCGCCAUCACCAACUGAAAAUCUCUCCAGUGCAUCAGACGAACUGCUGCCCAAAUCAUCAUGUGUAAAACAAAAUAUUCCACAUGGAAGACGAGCACAGCAUACAAUUCCUUCACCAACAAAGUCAUCUUCUUCCGACUCAGAAACUGGGCAGUGGAGAAGUAUCAAAAAAAGACUGUUGGCUUCUGAUUUUAAAAAAGAGGAUAUGAGUGACUUAAAUAUAUUUUAUGAUGAGCAACCAAUGCCAAUCGACUGUUUCUUUAAAAUGCUCAAAGAAAAGAAACAAUGGACCAUGAGCACAGUAGUUGAAGAGGAAAUAUUGGGCACUUUUAAGCAGGCUAAUGAAGAUCAGUUGGAGAACUUGAAUGUGGUUUUAGAAACUAUCACUAAAACUGCUGAAAUGCAUUUUGAAACAAAAAAUGAGGACAGCGACAGAGGAAGACGGAAUCGUCAUGCUUUCAAUGCUCUGAAAAGAAAUACUCUUGAUUGUAUCGUAAAUGAAGCACAGAGAGUGAACAAAUUUUACAGAAAAACUGUAAUAAAUGGACAGUAUACUGGUGACACAAUGAUCAGGUUAUUUGGUCAGUGGGCGGCAUCAGUAAAUGAGUUUUUGCAGAGCUGUGUUGAUAUAGUGCGGUCCAUAUUUCAUCCUGUAAUACCCCCAAAAAUAUCCCACCAUGAGAAUCAUGAGAACGAAAAAGAAAGAGACCCUUGUGAAAAAAUCUAUCAUACAUUGUUCAUGAGCUUUUCAAAAAUUUGUUUGCUUCAUCCAAGGCCACACAGAAAAACCUAUGGAAUAUUCAGGAACAAAGUUAUAAUGAGUGAACCAGACAUACACUUUGUACAGACGUUUACUCCCUAUGGAGCAGAUGGGUCUCCUGUGCUGAUAAUGAGUUGUGAGGUGAAGAGAGAAGACCAUAUUGACAAAAGAAGACCAAUGAAAACGUGGAUAGAGAACAUUAUCAGCUCCAAUGUAAUGGGGAAGAUUGGAACAGAACUUCUAAUUGAAAGCUACGGGUCAUUUUUCUCACCGUAUGCUGUAGGAAUUGUAUGUUUGAGAUCAGAGAUAAUGUUCCUGUUCCUGGAUAUUUGUAUUGACCACUUUGAUGCCAUUACAGAGAACUUAUGUUUAGAUGGUAAACGGGCAUCUAUCCAUUACACCAAAUCUUAUGAUAUCCUGAUACAAAAGGACAGAUCUGAAAUAAUGGACAUCAUGUUUUACAUGGCUGCAAUUCAAACAUACAACUUCCUUUUCCCUUUUUAAGUGACACAAGCUUUGAACCUGUUAGGUUGUAGUGAUUGUCUGAUGAAGGAAAACAAACAAGUGACGUGUUAUAGUUAUAUAGAAACAUUCAACUUAUAUGUAAAAACGAAGCGAGUGAUUUGAAGAAAAGGACUACCUUUCUUAAUUGUUUAUCAAUUAGAGUUUAACAACCUCUGACAAUAUUUCAUCAAUGAUGAGACAGAGAAUAUUUUGAGAAAACUACUUGGUUUUCAAUUGCUUAUAAAAAGACAAAUACCAGGUACGAAGACAGGCAAUUUUUGUUUUAAUAAAUACUUUCACAACAAAG
Messenger RNA from Magallana angulata, 1689 nucleotides. RefSeq lists its product as uncharacterized. The transcript has 6 exons. Lineage: Eukaryota; Metazoa; Mollusca; Bivalvia; Ostreida; Ostreidae. The record is from RefSeq and is a predicted model, not a curated record. The coding region runs from base 63 to 1382 and encodes 439 amino acids.